AGUUACGAAGCGGUAUUUUUAGUUGGCAAAACUGACCGAGUUAGAGAUAAUUCAUAUUCAGCGGUUAAGUCUUUUGCAAUUUUUAUAUGUGUGUAAUCGUCUUAAAAAAUACUUUAUAAAAAAGAAUUAUAUUUUUUUUGAUGAAUCCAUAUAUUUUUAAGUUCAAUUGAAAAUAUAGAGUUAUCUCGUAUUUCAAAAUGUUUAAAAAUAAAUCUGAAGUGGAUCGCCAUGUUCAUAAUUGUUUGAAAAAAGUAAAUAACGAAACUGAGCGAAAUUUGAGAUGUUUUUCUUUCGCUAAACUCUACUUUAGUGUAGGAGACUACGAUCAGGCAUAUAGGUACAUUUCUUCAUACCUUUUGAUCAAACCUAAAGCAGCAGAAGGACACCUUUUGCUUGCAAAAUGUUUAGAAAAACUGGGUAAAUUAGAUUCGGCUUUGGAAGCUUAUAAAAAGUGUUUACAAAUAGAUCCUAAACAAAAUAACGUUGUGAUUAAAGUUUGUGAAUUGAUGUCAUCAGAUAACAUUGAAUUAGAUCUUUCCGGUGCUAGAUAUUUCUGCGAAUUGGCACAAUCAUUUGAUCCUAAUAACCCCGCAGUUCAUAGUUUAAAAGAUAGAUUAUUAACAGUUAAUAAUGAAAAUCCAGUGGAAAUAACACAAUUGUUAUUAAAAGAAUUGGAAAUUAGACCGACAGAUAUCAAUUUAAGAAUUAGAUUACUCAAACAUCUAAUUCAAAACAACAUGAUUAAAGAGGCAUAUAAACACGUUAGUAUGAUCGAAUAUAAAGAUUUUGAUAACUUUCAUCACAGUAUUAACUGGUAUGAAAAUUUGGUUGAAAUUUUAAUACUUUGUCAGAAGGAUAUAUCGUUUCAAUGCGAAAUAACUUGGGAAUUUUGGUUACUUCUUGUGUCGGUUAUGGAAAGAUUAGUGGCUUUACGUUUAGAUGAUCGAAAUAAUUACAAAGGUACCACGGAUUAUCGUACAGUCUUAUUUAAUUUCGAUCAGAUGUUAUAUAAAGCAACUGGUAGCUUGGAUACUUGCACAGAUCGACAAUUAAUAUCGAUAUUUAUAAUGCAUUAUUAUAUACAGCUACAUUUCCAUAUUUCAACGUUAAUUUUAAAGGAAGCUAAAAAGGAUGUUAUACAAUAUAAAGAAGCUUCGAAUAUUAUCUUACCGGCUUUAUUUACCUCUUAUUACUCUCCACCUGAUAUACAGAGUAUCUGGUAUACACAAUCAGAUGAAAAAACUAAAAAAUUAAUACAACGUUGGUAUAAAAGCGCGUGUUUUAGAUGCUCCCAAGUAGGUCAUAUAUUAUUAGCAAUGGGAAAAGAUAAUAGAUCUGUUCUACUUGAAAAAGCUUCACAAUAUUCCUCAGGAUUAUGGAGAGAACAAUUAUACAAAAAGAUAUUCGUAAAAAGGGAUCAACACAACAAAAUGUCUACCAGUUUUUUUGUUGCUAAUAAACCUUGUUUAGAACCGACUUUAAAGUUACCCAUUGUAACUGAUUUAUUAAAAUAUGAUGAAGUAGCACAACUAUCACACCCGGAUUCAUUACAUCAUUACGUUUGGAUAUUUUUGAAUAGUGAUAUCGAAAUGAAUCUUAUAGCUUUCGAAGGUAUGCAGUACUCGAUUAAAAACUUGAGUAAUUGUUCAGCGGAAUCUUUGAAUUUACUGGACGUUUACGCGUUUAUUUACUGCGCUACAUUUUGCGCUAAAUCCAAAUUGAAUAACUACAAUUUAUUACCAGCUUCUAUAAUGGAAAAUUUAGCGACAACCGAACAAUCUGCGUUUAUACAGUGUGUCUAUAAAAUGUAUAAAAACAUGGCGAGUAGUAAUUUAGCCGAUGUUAGAUUAACGUUAAUAAAAGGAAUAGAAACUGUAAGAUGUGUUGGUCACCACGGUUUAGACGUACGUACUCUAGUAAAUCUAGCAACUCUAUUCAAAGACCGAGCUACUAAACUUACCAAACAAUCCGAGAUAGAUUUCAAUAUAACCAGAGCGGAAUUGUAUUGGAAAACCGCUUUACCAUUAUUGGAAAAAAUAGCGAAUAACCAAAAAAUUUCAUACAUCAAUAAUAGGUUAUUCGAAUCCGGUUCUAAUGAACUCACCACAACCGAAGCGAUCAAAUAUAUGGAUAAAGGUAAACUUUUCAUAGCCACCCAAUUGAUGAAUAGAAAAUUUUUCGACGAAGCCCUAAAUAUGUUCGAGGAAUUGAAAGAUCCUUACGCCAGCUACCACCAAUUCGAGAUAUAUAAACAAUUCGCUAUCAGUAAGAUGGAUAAAAAAGGAGAUUUAGUACAGGAAGAAAUUAAUAAUGAAAUUUACGUUGUAUUAACUAAAGCUAGGGAUUGUUUAUAUCUAACUUUGGAUCGCCUCCGACAGCCUUCGGUUGAUCCUUCGCACCCUUUGAACACCCAGCUCGAUAGCGAAAUUAAUAAAAUCGAAAAAUUGCUAUCGAGGAAUGAAUUGGGUUAUAGCCGUAGCUUUUUCUCAGAAGAAACCCGUUCGUUCAAUGUUAGUGUUAGUGAUGAAUGUGUUUCGAAUUCAACGAAAGUCGAACCGCUUAAUCAGUCCACUCCGUUGCGUCUUAAUUUGACGCGUCAAGAAGCUAGACCGAGUCCGGAACGAUUAGAUGCCCAAAUAAGACAGUUGAUGACAACUAGAGAUGCUAUUUUCACUUUGGUGUCCGAACAGAAUAAACAUAUGGCCGAAGCGCAGAAUAAUCUGUUGGAAAAAUUGAAUUCGGUCGUUAAUGAUUUGAAAUUGAUAAAGAAGGAAGUGGAAGGCUUGAAAGAAGUUUCCAAAUCUGUGAAUGAGAUCAAGAAUUCCGUUGAAGAUUUUCAAAAUGUUAUAGACGUUGUGCAGGAAAUGAAAAAAGAUUUAGCUGAAAUGAAAAAACCGGAUACAAAGAAUCAAUUGAGUGACGAAGAUCUGUAUGUUUUGGAUCCGGAUUACGGAGUCGAUUAUAAUAUACCUUCCAACAUGGGUUCUUUCCCUCCAAUGGUACCAGGAUCCUUCCCAAAUUAUCAAACCAAUAAAAUACCGAAUCCUCAUCACGUAGCCGCCUAUCCCCCCGCUAUGCUUUUCCCAGGAUUGUAUCCUGGAUUACCGUAUACGUAUGGUGGACUUAAUUUGGCACAACCAGGGCCUCUACCAUUUUUAACGGAUCAUCAACCAACGAAUGUAGCAACAACAACUCCCUCUCAUCAUCUAUUACCGAACCAACCGUCUCUAUCCCAGCAUCUAGGAUUCGACUCAUUGAAUAUUCAGUCAUUACCUUCUGCAAUACCACAAACAAACCAACAAAAAGAAUUACCCAAAAGUACCAUAUUCGGUACCAAUCUCAAAUUACCAUCGACCACUUCGCCUAUCGUCCCCUCAUUUAGUAAAACACCACCGGUAAACGUCGUCAUAACGACAUCCGAUCCGUUACCAACCGGUAACACUCUAACUUCCCAACCUGUAUUAUCAGUUACCAUUCCUCCGCAACAUAUAAAAUCGAAUUUAUUCAAAGCUCCCUCAACUUCCGCCCCCGAAAAAGCGGAUACUUCAAUUAAAAUUAACGAGAAGUCGGACCGAGACAAACGUCUCGAUGACACCAACGAGAGUUUGAACAAAAGUGACGUAUCUCCGGAAGAAGAAGAACCGAACAUAACCUUCAAACCAGUCAUACCGUUACCGGACGAGGUGCCCGUUAAUACCGGCGAAGAAGGCGAAACCGAACUGUUUUGCGGCAGAGCCAAAUUAUUCAGAUGCGUUACCGUCGAUGGAACCAAAGAAUGGAAAGAAAGAGGCGUUGGUAAUUUGAAGAUUCUGAAAAACCCCCAAACCCGCAAAACUAGAAUCCUAAUGAGAAGAGAUCAGGUGCUCAAAAUUUGCGCCAACCAUUUCAUAACCAAGGAAAUGACGUUGUUACCGUCCACCCAAAACGACCGAGCCUUCACGUGGGCAGCGCAAGAUUUCUCCGACGGGGAGAUAAAAUCCGAAACGUUGUGCGUUAAAUUCAAAUCAAUAGAAGACGCCAGAAAAUUCGCCGACGUUUUUAAACAAUCCGCGGAAAGUAAAUUGGUGAAAACGACGUCGGAAAGCGGAACUUCUUUGGGAGGUUUCGUGUUUACCGGUACGCCUACUUUCUCCCACGUAGAACCGAAACCUGCAGCCGAUUUAACCGAAGUGAAAGAAACCAAUAAAACGAGUCCGUUUUCCACGUUCGUUUUCGGUAAACCGCCUCAAGAUACCAAACCAAUCGGAACUGGAACCGACGAUGGACCGUCUUCUCCUUUGGAAGAAUUCGUUCCCACGGCCGAAUUCAAACCGGUCGUCGAUUUACCCGAACUAAUCGAUGUUAAAACGGGCGAGGAAAAUUCCGAAAUUCUUUUUGAGGAAAGGGCGAAAUUGUUCAGAUUCGAUACCAGCGGUGAAGUAAACGAAUGGAAAGAGAGAGGAAUCGGGACGUUGAAGGUAUUGAAAGACGAAUCGAUCCGGUUAUUGAUGAGACGCGAUCAAGUACAUAAAGUUUGUUGCAAUCAUCGAGUACUAAAAGAUAUGAUUUUCAAAAUAAAUUCCAAUAAUCCCAAAGCGGUGGUAUGGCAAGCUCAAGAUUUUUCCGAAGGCGUAAUCAAACAGGAGAUGUUUACGGCGCGUUUUAAAACCGAAAAAAUCGCUAGUGAGUUCCUGGAGAUUCUGCGGAAAGCUAAGGAGAAUAUGGAUGAGAAUAGUGCAGUCGAUUCGGCUCGGAAUAAAAAAGAUACCGAUAAAACGUUCGAUUUUGUUAGUAUUGGUGAAAUUCAAAAUGAAAAACCGGAAAUCGGGGGAUUCGGAGACGCUUUUAAAAUGAAACCCGGUGAUUGGGAAUGUCAAAGUUGUAUGGUGAGAAAUUACGCUAGUGCCGUUAAGUGUGUUGUGUGUGGUGAUUCUAAAAAGGAAGGAUUACAACAAACUGUCAUUCCAAGUAUUCAAAAUAAGAUGCCAGUAGUGUCAGGAUUUGGGGACGCUUUCAAAAUACAACCCGGUUCUUGGGAAUGCAAAACUUGUAUGAUCCGAAACGAUUCUACUGUAACCAAAUGUGUAGCUUGUGGAACAGAUAAAGAAAGCGGAUUGCAGAAAGACACACAAGUUCAAAGUAGUAUUGAAAAACAAGUACAGAAAGUUUCUGGUUUCGGAGAUGCUUUUAAAAUGAAACCCGGUCAUUGGGAAUGUCAAAGUUGUAUGAUUCGAAAUGAAGCGGAUGUUACGAAAUGCGUAGCUUGCGGAACUAGCAAAGAUGGCGGAUUACAGGAAAAGGAAACAGUUAAAAGUAUCGAAACUCCAGUACAGAAAUUCACGUUUGGUGUACCUACGGAUACUAAACUGACGUUUGAUGUAAAAGAUAAUUCAACAAAUGUAAUCGCACCGGUACAAAACGCCCAAUGGAAAUUUGGAUUUGUCAAGUCGGAAGUAACACCAACUAAACCGAUCGAGGAAACUAAAACUCCUUUGGAAAGUGUUAAAUCGGUUCCGGAUAAAAAUAGUUUUUCGUUUAUCUCCCCUACUAAACAAGAAUUCACAUUCAAACCUCCCCCAAAAAAGACCAACGAUGAUUCAGACAGUAGUUACGUCGAAGAAGAAGAAGAUAACAUUUAUUUUAAACCCGUGAUUCCAUUACCCGAUAAAAUACAAGUUAAAACAGGAGAAGAAGACGACGACGUUUUGUAUUGUCACAAAGCGAAAUUGUUCAGAUUCGUCGAUAAGGAAUGGAAAGAACGGGGCAUUGGAGAUAUUAAAAUAUUAAAGAACAAAUCUAAUCAAACCUUGAGAGUCGUGAUGCGUAGAGAACAAGUUUUGAAAAUAUGUUUGAAUCAUUUGUUGACAAAAAAGAUCGAUUACAAAUUCAGAGAUGAGAAAUCGUUGAUGUUUAUGGCUGCAGACUAUUCCGAAGGUACAUUAGUGAAUCAGUUGUUCUGUGUGCGGUUCAAAAAUGGCGAAAUCGCCAAUGAUUUCAAAAAAGCAAUCGACACUGCUUUAGAAACAGAAAAAAGUAUACAAUGUGAAGGUGAAAAAGACGGAGUCGAAAUUGUAUUUGAAACGGAAGUGACACCAGAAGAAGAACAGGAAGCCGUAAAAUUGGGACUUCCACCCAAAUUUAUGUCCUACAAGCAGCUACCGGAUUGCGAAUGCGAACAAUGCGAAAAAGACGAUGAAUAUUUGAAGGAUUUAUUCCCUAAAGUACAAAAAAAUAAGGAAAAAACCCUUGUUUCUACCCCUAGCAAUACCCCCGUCAAGUCUAGUGAUAAUUCCGAAGGUACGCCGGGAAAAAAUGUUUCGACUACUUCAACGGUGUUUACCUGGCCUACUUCAACAACGUCUAACAGCUUUUCAUUCGCUAAUUUUUCUUUCACUAGUAGUUUUCUUCCUCAAACUACCAAAUCUGGGAACGUAACUCCGAAUAAUAAAGAAGUUUUCGAUACUUCCAAAGCCGCGGACGGUAACAAGAGCACAUUCAGUUUCGAUAAUAAUCAAUUUAAGUCGUCCGGUAAUAUUUUCGCUCAAGCUCCAAGCGGCGCUUCUAUUUUCGGUCAGAAUGUCGCUAAUUCGAAUACCUCGAACAUAUUCGGUAAUAAGAGUACGAAUAUGGGGAGUAUUUUCGAUUUCAAACCGAAGUCGACGGCGGAUAGUGGAAAAACUGGUUUCUUAUUCGGACAAUGGAACAUUUCUGUAACGGAAAAACCGAAAGAAACGGAAAAUGUGGCGUCGAAAACUGGUGGCGAUUCUUCUUUCGCGUCGCCGGCAGCUGAUACUAAGGAAAAAUCUGCGGUUGUUGAAAAUGUUAGUGGAAAAACCGGAUUUUUAUUUGGACCGAGCAGUAAACCAGUCGAACAGAAACAACCAGAUGACUCAAUACUUAAAUCUGAUACGAAACUAUCUUUCGCUUCAUCACCAGCUGGCCUUAAAGAAACAGAUGAUCCGGUGUUUAAAUCUGAUCCUAAUAUUUCUUUCGCUUCGUUGGCAGCUGGUUCAAACAAUAAAGAUAAACCCGGAUCAAUAGGGAAUGGGAAAAAUUCUACUUUUAACGUCAGUAGUGGAAAACUCGAUUUUUCAUUUGGUCAAGGGAUCAAAAGUACAGUGGACCUUAAAGAAACAGAUGAUCCGGUGUUUAAAUCUGAUCCUAAUCUUUCUUUCGCUUCGUUGGCUGCUGGUUCAAACAAUAAAGAUAAACCCGGAUCAAUAGGGAAUGGGGAAAAUUCUACUUUUAACGUCAGUAGUGGAAAACUCGAUUUUUCAUUUGGUCAAGGGAUCAAAAGUACAGUGGACCUUAAGGAAACAGAUGAUCCGGUAUUAAACUCUGACUCGAAUCUAUCUUUCACUUCGUUGGCUGCUAACUCGAAGGCAAACAUAGCUCCUGCCUUCACUCAAAAUACAGAUAAAACAUUUUCAUUUCUCGGCGCCGGAACACCAUUAUUCAGUUCUCAAAAAACAAAUACGCCGAAUAAAACAAAAAGCGAUUCGUGCGACGAACAAAACGUAUCCUCGGUAUCCGCCGACGAAUACGAUCCCCAUUACGAACCAAUUGUACCUCUCCCCCAAGAAAUUACAGUAAUAACCGGAGAAGAAGACGAACAAAUAUUAUUUAUAGAGAGAGCCAGAUUGUACAGGUACGACUCGGAUCUAAAGGUAUGGAAGGAGAGGGGAAUAGGAAACAUUAAAGUCUUACAUAAUCCCGAAAAAAAUACCUACCGAUUGUUACUUAGACGCGAAAUCGUCCACAAAUUGGUAUUGAAUCAAUUGAUUACACCAAAUCUCGAAUUAAAACCGAUGGCGAGUUCGGAGAAAGCUUGGGUAUGGUCGGGACAGAAUUAUUGCGACGACGAAUUGGCGUUCGAAAAAUUAGCCGUUCGUUUCAAGAUCCAACAACGCGCCGAUGAAUUUUACAAAAUCGUCCAGGAAGUCGUCAAAAAAAUCGGAAUGGUUAUUCCGGAAGCGGUCGAGGAUUUCAACAUCGACGCAACCCCCACGGUAAUCGAUCCACUGUAUACGGAAACUAACGAUGAUUAUGAAUAUGACGACGAAGACGACGACGAUGAUGAUGACGACGAAGAAGACGAAAGGACCGUUAUGUUCGAGAAAACUUGCAGUUUGAGCGAAUUGAAUUCUGACGAUUGUUGGGAACAUGUCGGCGAAGGAUGUUUGGAAGUUUAUUACGAUCCUGAUUUAUAUGCGGCGAGGAUAGUUAUUGCAGAUGAUAGCGGAUGUGUGCUCAGUAAUACGGUAAUUGGAACCAACACCGAAAUGGAACUGAUAAAAAAUGAAUGUAUAUGGAGAUCCGUGGAUUGGGAAGAGGGUAAUGUUCGUUGGAGGAAAUUAAAAGUGAAAUUCAGCAACGAAUCUGCUGCUGAAGAAUUUCAUUCCAGCUACAUUGAAGGCUUGAAUUAUGCCCAGCAAAUCGGUUAUAUCGACGAACUUCCUAUUGAACCCGAAGAGGAAUGAAGUCCAUUGAUAGUUAUUUUUAAAAAAAAAAAAAACACUUACAAUUUAUUUUUUUUUAUGUAGAUAGAUAUUGCUAUUUUAUAUUCUUUAAAUAAAACGUUUAUGAACU
Messenger RNA from Diorhabda sublineata, 8568 nucleotides. RefSeq names its product E3 SUMO-protein ligase RanBP2-like. Lineage: Eukaryota; Metazoa; Arthropoda; Insecta; Coleoptera; Chrysomelidae. Gene Ontology annotation, biological process: nucleocytoplasmic transport. The record is from RefSeq and is a predicted model, not a curated record. The transcript is spliced from 16 exons. The coding region runs from base 198 to 8459 and encodes 2753 amino acids. Gene Ontology annotation, cellular component: nuclear pore; cytoplasm. Gene Ontology annotation, molecular function: protein binding; GTPase activator activity.